AUGAUUGCUAGACGUGCUGCUGACAAAUGGGAGCAAAUAUUCCAUAAUACACAUGAAUCAAUCCAAAUGGCAAUACAGUUCGAGAGUGCUCAAAAUUUUGACAAGAUCCUUGAUAGAUUAAAUAAAUAUUGUCCAGGUUUGCACUACGGAUCAGAUGGAAAGUAUAUUUUCAAAACAAAUAACAAGGUAUCAGUAUAUAAACUACCUGAUCAAUACAAUAAUCUUGCAGAAUUAUCAAAUUUAAUGUUUUUUAAGCAUACUCAGCCAUUGGAUCAAUCAUUAAUGCAGAUUGGUAUCAACAAAGAUGCAAUGGUUUUGAAUAUCAAUCAUAUAGCAAGUGAUGGUAUGUUCCUUCAUAAAAUCUUCGAUGUUAUUAAAUCUGAAGACGAAAUUACAACUAUCCCUCAAAUUGUCGCAACUGAAAAACAAUUUGAAAAAGAAAUCAAAGAAUACACAGGAAGAAAAAUCCCAUUCUUCUCUGUUGAUCAUUCAUUAACAAGAAUUCACCCGAAGAUCAAACAAGAAUUUCAUUCAAACAUGAAAUCAGCUAAUAAUCUUUCAUAUACAGAUAGCAAGAAUUUAAUGACAACCAAAAUCAAUGGCAAAGUUUCUCAAAUGACAGAAAACUUUUGGAUUUCUGUAAUCUUAUCAACAUUUGCGUUCAAUGAUAAAAUUGAUAAGGCAGGAGCUUGUACAAUGGUUAACUUAAGACCAUUUUUGCAAUCAUUCAAAGACACAGAGGUUACUUGUUCUUUUUCAAGUGUUGCUGUAACAUCAGAUGUUUCGGAAUCUAUGGAAGUUUCUGAGUUAAUGAAGUCAUUAAGAAAGAAUUUCGAGGAAAGAAUUAAGAACAAAGAAUAUAUUGGAUUCAUCAAAUCACUUCCUGAUGAAAAUACAAUAUUUGAUACUUUCCUAGGUUUAGGACUUGAUAUCUCUCUUAUUCAAAAGUUCAAAUUGAAUGAUAAGAUGAAUGAUUUGUAUAUUGGCCUAAAUGAAGCUGAUUUUGGAUUUUCAGAUCUGCUUUCAAUCACAGGAUAUUCAGUGGAAAAGGAUGGAACUAAUAAAAUUAUGAGCAACGUUAAAUUCUCACCAACGACUCUUGGUGAAUUAGAAGGAAAAGUUCUUUCAAGAUCAAUCAUCUUUGGUCUUGAAAGUAUACAUCCAGAUAUGACUGUCAAGAAGGCGGUUGAAUUGCUCCAAGAAUAUCAGAAUGGACUUCAAAAGACAUUAGAAAGUCCUAUUAUCAAAUAUUUAGACUAA
Trichomonas vaginalis G3 is the source of this 1260-nucleotide messenger RNA. RefSeq lists its product as uncharacterized. Lineage: Eukaryota; Parabasalia; Trichomonadida; Trichomonadidae. The coding region runs from base 1 to 1260 and encodes 419 amino acids. The record is from RefSeq and is a predicted model, not a curated record. The transcript has a single exon.